ACAGUUGAAGUCCUUUAGAGUUAUCAUUCUCACCAGAUCAAGAGAACGCCGCAUCUCUCAGAACCACUAAGACAGGAAGCAGUCUGCUAGAGCCAAGAGGAAAGAAUACACAUGCCAGACGAUGCUUACUUUUUAUAGUGCAUUUCUCACAAAUUAAGUGUUUGAAGUUGCUUGUCAAAGAGACGAAUGGAACUUUAAGAAACUUUAUUUAACAAAAACAAACAAAAAAACUUAUAAAAUAGACAACAAGAAGUAAAUAGUUAUAGAAAAUACUGGAUCAGUUUGUAGUGCUGAGCUUGUCAGGUUUAAGGAGAGUAAAAGCGAAAUGGAAUUACCGACGUUGGACAGGAUAUCCACAGCGGUCAUAGAGUGCAUGUUGAUACAAAGCAACUUUUCUUCUAAUUACACAACGAAUUUGACUUUGUAUUACAACACCAGCACCUGUGGAAACGGCUCUAUGACAAGGGCGAUACCACCUCAACGUCCCAAAGAUUUUGAUUAUUCUGUGAGAAUUCUGCUGUACUCACUGAUUUUCCUGCUCAGUGUCUUUGGAAACACAUUGAUUAUCAUCGUUCUGAUCUUGAACAAACGAUUGCAAACUGUCACCAACUCCUUCCUGCUCUCGCUGGCCCUAAGUGACCUGAUGGUGGCCCUUUUUUGCAUGCCAUUCACCCUCAUCCCCAACCUGCUCGGGGACUUCAUCUUUGGGGAAGCCAUGUGCAAAAUUGUGGCCUACUUUAUGGGAAUCUCAGUAAGUGUGUCUACCUUCAGCCUGGUAGCUAUAGCCAUUGAGCGCUACAGUGCUAUCUGUAACCCCCUCAAGUCUCGGGCAUGGCAGACCCGUUGUCAUGCCUACCGUGUCAUUGCCUCCACCUGGAUCCUGUCUCUGAUCGUCAUGAUCCCAUACCCUGUGUUCAGCACCCUGAUGGCAUUCCCGAAGGCCAACAACUCCACUGGGCACAACUGCCGUCUCAUGUGGCCCAAUGAUCAGGUGCAGCAGGCCUGGUACCUGAUGCUGCUGAUUACUCUGUUCUUUAUCCCUGGUAUUGUGAUGAUAAUUGCCUAUGGACUAAUUUCCCGGGAACUGUAUAGAGGAAUCCAGUUUGAACUGGACCAGAAAAAAGAAAUCUCUGCCCAUAAAAAUGGACUCAAUGUAAUGGGCAAUCCGGCAAACAGCAGUGACGAGGGAGAUGGCUGCUACAUUCAAGUGACAAAGUGUCAGAACACGGUGGAAAUGUCCACUCUGAAUCCUAGUGGUGGAACCAAGAUGGACAGAGCUCGUAGCAACACCUCCGAGGCCAAGCUCUUGGCCAAGAAGCGCGUGAUCCGCAUGCUCAUUGUCAUUGUUGCCAUGUUUUUCGUCUGCUGGAUGCCCAUCUAUUCUGUCAACACCUGGCGGGCCUUCGACCACCACACUGCACACAAGGUCCUCUCUGGGGCUCCUAUUUCUUUCAUCCACCUGAUGUCUUAUACAUCUGCCUGUGUCAACCCCAUAAUCUACUGCUUCAUGAACAAGCGUUUCCGCAAAACAUUUCUAGCUACGUUCGCCUGCUGCUGGAGGCCUUGCUGCCGGUUUCAAGCGACAAAAGAUGACGUCGCCGGUACCGGGGCCUCACUGUCUAAAUUCAGCUACGCCACUGUCAGCACACUGGGUCCCUCAUGACCAGCCCCUGUGAGCUGAGAGACAGGAAAAAACAUAGACAAUGGUAUGACACUGGACAAGACAGCGUUGGCUGUAUGACAUCCUUUCUAUUCCAUAUCUCAUGAUCAUCAUAUUCAUUUUUUUUUGUUUGAAUUGUUUUCUUUAAGUAGCUCAUCAUGGAAGCCAGGCCAGGUGCAUUUGAAAAGUCAGAUAGCAAGUUUCCUUUGUUGAGAAUACUUGCUGCAAUGUUUUCAGGAGCCACAAACCUGCUGCUUCUGCUUUCACCAGUACUGUAUUAUCUGAUUUAUUUAACUUCUUACUUUAGGUUACAAGCAGUACAGUAUUGUCCAGUAUAUCGUUAAGCUUGUUAUUUAGACAUAAGUCUGGCUUAUUCCACUUAAUGAGAACACUAUAACAAUUUUAAACAAUACAGCCUAACCUAUAUAGUACUAGUAUCAUUUUCAAACAAAAGUUGUUUUAAAAUGUUGUUUGAGUAUUAUUUAAUGGAGCAUCUAAGAGUAGUAUACAGUAUUUAUUAAAGCAUUGUUGUUGAUAGAAUUAUUCAUUCCUUUAUGACAUUGCACUUUGGUGCAAGUCAGUCCCAGAUAAUUAAAGGAUCAAUGCUUUGAUGUAAAGCAUUAGGAAGUGCGCCAAACGGACCAGACACUUUAAAUCUAUUUUGUCUCAUUAAUCCUCACCACAAAUUAAGAUUAAGAAAAAAAAGAAAAAGGUACAACUAAAGGAAAUUGUAAAUUUUACAAAAGACUACUUUCAAAAAUUGCCACUGCUUUGUAAUUUUCUAAUACCAGUUAUCCACAUAGAAUCGUAUUGAGAUUACUUACAGACGAUGCAAUCGAGAUUGAUUGUUCCCCUGAGGUCUGAUCGGCGAUCAUUUUACCUGAACUGCACAGCAAUAACAUGAAAGAUUACUGUUCAGAAUUACACCACCCUGCAAUCUAAAAUAAGAAAAAUAACAAUUUUAAACUACAGAUUAAUGAAACAUCUAAUAUUGUAAAAGUGCAUUUCCCAAAAAUGUAAGUAAUAAUAAAAAAGUUAUUACAAACUUGUAAGAGCGGGAUACAUUUUACAGUUACUGUAUAACUGAAAUAUGCAUUUAAAACAGUUUUUAUAAACCAUGUGGUGUUGUAGAACUUAACUGGGAGUAAAUAUUUUUCAUUAUUCAUGGAUCGCUUGCUUGGGCUUGCAUGAAUACACACCACUUUAACCCACUGAACCAUCCAUAUUAAUGCCAUACUACUCGUUAGUAUAAAAUUUGGUCAAAACAGUUUCAUCUAUUUAUUUGAUAAAGUAGGGUUACAUUUAGAUGUGUUAUCAUGUUGCACUAAUUACUGACCGAAUUAAAAUGUUGUUUUUCAUAUAUGUAACGUAUACCGACAUUUAUUGAUGAGCAACAUUUGAAUUUAAAUAGCAAAGGUUUUUUUAAUGUAGUUUUAUUGUUAAUCAACAAAUUCAUUUUUAAAAUGCAGUACGUUUGGUACAGUACUCACAUGAUACCCCGACAUAGAGAGAAGCAAUCUAAAGCAGAAAUCAUCUUGUUAAGGAACAAGUGUAUA
Messenger RNA from Polyodon spathula (Mississippi paddlefish), 3216 nucleotides. RefSeq names its product cholecystokinin receptor-like. Gene Ontology annotation, molecular function: gastrin receptor activity; neuropeptide receptor activity. The coding region runs from base 326 to 1663 and encodes 445 amino acids. NCBI's taxonomy places the organism in Eukaryota, Metazoa, Chordata, Actinopteri, Acipenseriformes, Polyodontidae. The record is from RefSeq and is a predicted model, not a curated record. Gene Ontology annotation, cellular component: membrane. Gene Ontology annotation, biological process: neuropeptide signaling pathway. The transcript has 5 exons.